GUGCUCUCGCUUUUAUCUCUGUUGUCCUCCUGUUGCAUCUUCCAAACCCUUCCAGCUCUUUUUGCGCAAAAUUUAAGCUCAUUGAUUGGUGGGGUACUUUUACUCUAGUUGCUGCCACUAUUUUAUUAUUACUAUCACUUAAUUGGGGUGGUUCAAAAUAUGGAUGGAAUAAUCCUAUUAUUAUAAUUUUAUUAUGUCUUGGUGGCAUUGGAUAUAUUUUAUUUGCAUUUAUUGAAGGAAAAAUCGCUAAAGAUCCUAUUGCUCCUGGUCGUUUAUUCAAAAAUCCAAAAGUAGCUGCUUGUUUUAGUAUAAACUUUUUUCAUGGGAUGAUAAUGGUUGGUUUAUUGUAUUUUGUACCACUUUAUUUUCAAGUUGUAAAAUCCGAAUCUGCUACCAAUUCGGGUUUAGAACUUCUUCCUUAUAUUCUAGGUUUGGUCGUCGCUUCUAUGUCUAUUGGCCAACUAGUUUCAAGAACUACUUUUUUUUCUUAUGGUUUAAUUUGCAUUGUUGGAAGUAUUUUAAUGGGCUUAGGGGCUGGAUUAAUUAGCUUGUUUUCUAAAGAUACAGAUAAAGGUCAAGUAAUUGGUUAUUUAUUAAUUUCUGGUCUUGGUGUCGGUUUUAUCACACAAACUACGAUAUUAGCUGGACAAGGAAUUGUGGAACAUAAAGAUGUUGCUAGUGUCACUUCAUUACUGGCGUUUUUCAGAACCAUUGGUGCAGUGUUUGGUGUAGCUAUCCUAGGAACUGUCUUUAAUAAUGUAUUUAAUUCAAAUUUACCUCCUGAAUUUCAAGGAAAAGUAUCUUUGCAUGAUUUUGGCACGUCUGCAUUAGACAAAAUUCCCGACGUUAUAAUUCAAACCUUUUUACUAGCCUUGAAUACUGCAAUUAGAUUUUUAAUUGGCAUGUCUGCAUUAGCUCUUAUCUCUUCAUUACCUAUCAUAAAUGUUAAACCACACAGAGAUAGUACAAAAAAAGCAUGA
Messenger RNA from Racocetra persica, 980 nucleotides. The record is from the annotation of a GenBank genome assembly. Lineage: Eukaryota; Fungi; Glomeromycota; Glomeromycetes; Diversisporales; Gigasporaceae.